Seriola dumerili (greater amberjack) is the source of this 1724-nucleotide messenger RNA. Its product is annotated as neutrophil collagenase-like. The coding region runs from base 73 to 1569 and encodes 498 amino acids. Lineage: Eukaryota; Metazoa; Chordata; Actinopteri; Carangiformes; Carangidae. Gene Ontology annotation, molecular function: zinc ion binding; metalloendopeptidase activity. Gene Ontology annotation, cellular component: extracellular matrix. The transcript has 10 exons. Gene Ontology annotation, biological process: collagen catabolic process; extracellular matrix organization; proteolysis. The record is from RefSeq and is a predicted model, not a curated record.
UUUGCACACAGCCCUGUGUAUCUACAGCUCUCAAAGACAGUCUGACUGACUGGGACUCCAGACCUGACGAACAUGAAGAUGUUCUGGCUCAUUCGUCUGACUCUUCUGGUGCCCGGCCAAACUCUCGUCAUGAGCUUGCCUCUCCGAAACCCAGACCUGCACACACCACCCCAUGCUGGUUCAUCUGAAGCUGACCAGGAGUUUGCAAAGGAAUAUCUACAGCACUUCUACGGCUACCAGCCCAAGUCAGAGAGACAGAAGAGGAAUGCAGACACGGCUGGAGAUGCUGACUGGGAGACCGGACUCUGUGAUAAACUGCAAGGCAUGCAGCGCUUCUUUGGUUUACCGCCAAGUGGAGAGCUGACCGAAGAGACUGUGGCGGUUAUGAAGAGGCCGCGAUGUGGUCUGUCAGAUGUGGAACGAUUUGGUAACAGAAUUCGCUGGAAGAGGAGCACCCUCAGCUACAGGAUAGCUGGCUCCAACCUCCCCAAAUCAGCCUCAAAUGUUCACAAAGUCAUCAGGGCGGCAUGGAAACUCUGGUCCAGUGUCGCGGCUGUUAAAUUUCGCAAGCGGAGCAGGAAAGAGGCUGACAUUGUCAUCUCCUUCUAUAAUGGCGACCAUAAGGAUGGCGCACCUUUUGAUGGCACAGGCGGAAUCCUGGCUCAUGCCUUUAUGCCUGGGGCUGGUAUUGGCGGAGAUGUGCACUUUGAUGCUGAUGAAGACUGGAGCUUUAAUACUACUGGUUUCAACCUAUUUGCUGUGGCAGUCCAUGAAUUUGGCCAUGCACUUGGCCUGCCCCACUCAUCUGACCCGGGAGCCAUCAUGUACCCAGUAUACAACUUUGCCCCCACUUAUGACCUGCAGCUCUCUUUUCGCGACGUCAAAGAUGUCCAACACCUGUAUGGUAUCAGUCCCAGUUUUGCUUCACUAUUCUCAAAAAAGCCUCCUCCAAGAACACCUGACAAAUGUGAUCCAGAUUUGUCUUUUGAUGCUGUAUCAGAAUUACAACAGGAGGUCGUUUUUUUCAAAGACAGAUUUAUGUGGCGCAGACAUCCUCAGUUUGAUGAAACUGGAAUCACUCUGAUAAGCAGUCUGUGGCCAGACACGGUACCUCCUUACUUAGAUGCUGUCUAUGAGAAUGUGGAGAGGAAUGUAAUUGUGUUUUUCAAAGGUAAUCAGCACUGGGUGCUGAGGCAGCUAAAACUUGAGGAGGGUUAUCCUAGAAACAUCUCAGACUUGGGCUUCCCCUCCAGAAUAAAAUCUGUAGAUGCUGCUCUUCAUUUCCGAAUUGAACGCUACACUGUGUUCUUCACUGGCCAUGAGUGUUGGAAGUACAAUGAGCAGCAGAAGAUGAUGGAGGGAUCACCGACACUCAUAGAGAAGCUGUGGCCCGGGAUUCCAGCUCCCAUAGAUGCAGCGGUCUUUUAUGAGGGAUUUGUGCACUUCUUCAAGGGAAAUAUCCACUACAAAUAUGACUCAAACUUCAAACAUGUGGUCUCCACCAGCCCUGCUAACGACCUGCUGGAAUGCAAGAUGGACAACAAUGAAAUACUGACAGAGAAAAGAUAAGUGAAGGAAGGCAGUUCAUGUAGCUUGAUGACAAUGAUGCUGUGUAUCUACUCUAUGUGCAUACAGUAGAAAAAGUGUGAUAAAACUGUAUAUUCAGCAAUAACCACAAUGUACCUAAUAGGCCAACUAAUGACUAAUGUAGGGAAGUGGUUGAA